AUGCCAGCCCUAAUCUCCUCCUCCGUCACCCUCAAACCCAAGCUCUCAACCCUGACCUUUGUCACAUCCAACGCCGACAAAAUCCGCGAAGUCACUGCAAUCUGCAAGGAAUACGGAAUUCGCGUUGAGCCAAUCCAGUCGAUCGAUUUACCGGAAUUGCAGGGUUCGAUUGAAGAAGUGGCGCGGGAGAAAUGCCGGCAGGCUGCUUUAGCGUCCCUCGGCCUCGACGGCCUGAAUCGUCUCUUGGCCGGUCACGUCGACAAAUCUGCCGCGGCAGUGUGCACAUUCGCAUUCUCAUGGGGCCAAUUUCAAGACCAAUACCCAUACUCAAAUGAUCAGAGCGCAAGUGCACCCAAAGCAGAACCACCAGAGGUAUUCCUAUUUCAGGGCCGGAAUGAAGGCAGAAUAGUUCCUGAGAGGGGAGAAUAUGGAUUCGCAUUCGAUCCUAUAUUCGAGUAUGAAGGAAAGACAUACUCAGAAUUACGGCCUGAAAGCAAGAAUCGCACUUCUGACCGGUUCAAAGGGUUGAUCAAAUUCUUGGAUUGGUUGGCUAAUUAG
Talaromyces atroroseus is the source of this 558-nucleotide messenger RNA. RefSeq lists its product as hypothetical. Bases 1 to 558 code for a protein of 185 amino acids. Gene Ontology annotation, cellular component: cytoplasm. Lineage: Eukaryota; Fungi; Ascomycota; Eurotiomycetes; Eurotiales; Trichocomaceae. Gene Ontology annotation, molecular function: nucleoside triphosphate diphosphatase activity. The record is from RefSeq and is a predicted model, not a curated record. The transcript is spliced from 4 exons. Gene Ontology annotation, biological process: nucleoside triphosphate catabolic process.